Molecule: messenger RNA, 2524 nt
Organism: Castor canadensis (American beaver)
Lineage: Eukaryota; Metazoa; Chordata; Mammalia; Rodentia; Castoridae
Gene: Odad1
Product: outer dynein arm docking complex subunit 1
Biological process (GO): cilium movement; outer dynein arm assembly
Cellular component (GO): axoneme
Source: RefSeq, a predicted model, not a curated record
CGGGCCUCAUUGGUCCCUUAUUUCCCCAGUAACCAGACCACAACAGUGAGCUUGGAGCACCAAGGACUGAUCAGGCACUCCAGCAGGAGUCCCACCCUCUGGUCAAGAUGCCUUUGGGCCUCUCUACACGGAGCAUCCGCUCCGAGGAGGGAAGCGAGGUCUUCCUGGAAGGAUUGGUGGAUUGGGAGCUGAGCCGUCUGCAGCGACAGUGCAAGGUGAUGGAGGGGGAGAGGCGGGCCUACAGCAAGGAAGUCCGCCAGCGCAUCAACAAGCAACUCGAGGAGAUCCAACACCUGGAGGAAGUGCGGGCCAAACUCAAGAUGCAGAUCAGCAUGGCCCAGAGCCAGGUCAAGCGGCUGGGGGACAGCCAGCGGCUGGAGAGCAUGGACCGCCUGCUGAAAUGCAGAGUCCAGGUGCAGGCUGACUUGGAGGACCUGCAGGAGCAGACCAGGGCCCUGGACAAGCAGAUCCAGGAGUGGGAGACUCGCAUCUUUACCCAGAGCAAGGACCCCUCGGCUCCAGCAUUCUUCCUGGACCAGAAGGUCAAGAUGCGACACCGAAUCAAGAUCCUAGAGGGCCAGCUGGACAGGGUCACCUGUUACUUUGACAUCCAGCUGGUGCGGAAUGCGACCCUGCGGGAGGAGCUGGACCUGCUGCGGAUAGAGCGGGCCCGCUACCUGAGCAUGGACCGCAAGCUGAAGAAGGAGAUCCACCUGCUACGGCAGACGGUCAGCACCCUCAUCCUUUCUUCCACCUCUGCCUACUCUGCCAGGGAGGAGGCCAAGGCCAAGAUGGGCAUGCUGAAGGAGCGGGCAGAGAAGGAGGUGGCCCAGAACGAGGCCGAGGCACAGAUCUUGCAGCGACAGAUAUCGCACCUGGAGCAGCUGCAUCGCUUCCUCAAGCUCAAGAACAACGACCGGCAGCCGGAUCCGGACAUCCUGCAGAAGCGCGAGCAGCGAGCCCUGGAAGUGGCGGAAGGACUCCGGAAGACCUCCCAAGAGAAGCUGGUGCUGCGCUACGAGGACGCCCUGAAUAAACUGUCCCAGCUGACCGGCGAGAGCGACCCCGAUCUCUUGGUGCAGAAGUACCAGGAGACUGAAGAGCGCAACUUCGCAGAGUUUAACUUCAUCAAUGAGCAGAACUCAGAGCUGCAGCACCUUCAAGAAGAGAUCAAAGAGAUGCAGGAGGCCUUGGUCACUCUGCGCACCAGUGAGGAAAACCAGCACUUGCAGCAGGAGCAGCAGCUUACAGUCUUGCAGGAGCAUAUAGACAAAGUGCACUCUGAGUCCAACCUGGUGGAGACCCGGUUCCAGGACCUUCGGAGGAGGCUGGAGAGGCUCAAGACUGAUAUCCAGUUCCUGUUCAUCAAGGCCCACUGCGACAGGAGCCUCAUAGCCGACCGGCUUGGGGUGAAGAACAUGCGGGACCGCGACAUGGGCCUCUUCCUGAGCAUCAUCGAGCAGCGGGUGGUGCAGCUCCUGCUAGUCCAGUCCUUCCUGGAGGCCCAAAGCCAGCUGUCCUUGGCUGAGGCUGCCCUCCUGGUGCUGGGCCAGAGCCAAGAGGAUUUCCCAAAGAAGAUGACUGCACCCCAGCCCCCCAGCAAUCUAGAGGAUCCCCCCGGUUUUGUGGCCAAAGAUGACUAUCCUAUGAGCAAGGAGGAACUGCGGAGUCAAGUAGUGAAGGAGAUGGAGCUCCAGGAGCUGGCGCAGGAGCAGAGACAGCAGGCUGAGGCCGACAGGAUGGGGUCCAGCAUCCCCAGCCUGUCUUUCUCCAGCACCCGGGUAUCCAACCUUGGCACCAGCAAAAAGAGCAAUGAGAUCCCAGGCUCCAUCCUGAGUCACAAGAUUAACAAAGGCCAAGGCGCCAGCACCUUGGGCCAUGUCACUUUUGGCCUCUCUGAGUCCAGUACAGGCCACGCGACCUUGGACUUGGCCAGUGCCACGGGGGCCCUGGAGUCCGGCGGGGGCCGUGUGACUUUCAGACCUGUCACCUCUAGCAGCUUCCUGGGGUCGACUGGUUAUGUGGAGUCCAGCAGAGGAGGCCCAGAGGGUAGAGGCAUGGGGUCAGAAUCAAGUGGAGGCCCAGGUUCCAGUAGAGGCCAAGACUCGAGUGCUGGCCCUGUUUCCAGCACUGGGCCUGGCUCGACUAUUAGUAAAGACUCCCAGGCCUACGAGUAGGGCGUCCAGUCACCACCCUGCUCCAGCCUUGUGUAGGUUUUCUGUCUCCCUCUCCCUUCUUGCGCUGGGACUCUUUCUCUCUCUCUCCCAGCUCAGACCUCUGGCUCUCUUUGCUCCGCCAUCUCUUUUCAUCUGCCCAUCAUUGUCAUCCCAUCUCUGUCCCCUUGGCCCUACCCCCCUGUGGUCCUACUGCCUGGAUCUGUUUUCGCAUCUCUAGCUCCUGCUCCUCAUCUCUCUCCCAGGCUUUCCUGGCAUCUGGUGCCCCCCUGGUGUCAGCUCCUCAUUCCCCACCCCUCAAAGACCCCCCAGUACUGACUAGCUGGCUGUGACCAUAGACAAUAAAGAUU